This is a messenger RNA of Melanaphis sacchari, 1603 nucleotides long. RefSeq lists its product as uncharacterized. The transcript has 3 exons. NCBI's taxonomy places the organism in Eukaryota, Metazoa, Arthropoda, Insecta, Hemiptera, Aphididae. Gene Ontology annotation, cellular component: MSL complex. The record is from RefSeq and is a predicted model, not a curated record. Bases 293 to 1240 code for a protein of 315 amino acids. Gene Ontology annotation, molecular function: ubiquitin protein ligase activity.
GUGAUUAGAAUAUACGAAAUACUGUUGAAUAACUCGAAUAGUGAACACAGAGUAACGUGUAUAUUUACGGACUGUUGUAAACAAAGAUUUACCUCGUAGUUCGUACCUAUUUGUGCACUUACACAUUUAAUACUUGUUUAAUACACGAAUGUUAACUGUUGAGUAUCACAAAAUGAUUUUUCAUUAGAUUUUUAGGUGAAGUUGAAUCUUUUAUUUUGCCAUAAAAAUAACCUACAAACAUUUUCGGCUUAGUGUUACAAUUUAGUAAGUGCAUUUUAUACGAUUAAGUGUAAUGGAAAUCUUUCGAUUGUACACGAAAACAAGCCGGAUCGUAUUUCAAGCCAAAUCUACGGAUCCAUCAACCUGGCAAAGUUUGCACACUUUGUUACCACAGUUACACAAACAUUUAUCAUGUCAGGUAUGCCAUAAAUUAGUUGACCGAUUGAAUCCCCAUUUAAAUGGAUAUGCAUGUUCAGCGUGUAUUAAUCAUCAGAUACCUGAAAAUGCAUCUAGUGCAUUAAUACAAUGCUAUAAGAAACUGUGUGCUUAUUUACAAAGCACGCCUGUGUAUAAAGUAAUGUGCACAAGAGAUGAAGACAAACAGUUAGUAGAAUUAAUAACUGAAGUUAUUAGUCUAUCUCGAUCAGUGAAUGGCUAUAAUGGAAUUAUUAAUGGUACAGUAAAUAAACAAGAUACAGAAGAAGUAAAUAUUAAAGAUGAAAUGUUAAUUUCAUCGUCAGAUGUUCAACUGCCUAUUGAAAACCCGACAUCAUUUGAUGAUAUUAAUUUGCAAAAAUUUGAUGAAGAAUCCCAAGAACACAAAAUUCAAAAUCAAUCUGAAUUCAACAAUAUUCCUAAAAAAAAGAAAAAUGAACGUCGUUGGGGCUGCCGAUGUGGUAAUGCUACAACUACUCCUGGCAAAUUAACAUGCUUUGGACAAAGAUGCCCUUGUUAUACAGAACAAAAACCUUGUGAACAAUGCAAGUGUAAAGGAUGUAGAAAUCCUAGACAGAAGAGAUCCAAUCAUGAUGACAACUUAGAAAUAGAUAAAAUACGCCGGAAACCAGUAACCUUAGAAUUAGUAUCUUCACUGAAACCUUCACAUAUUAAUAGCAAACCGGAAUUUAGUUCUUAUACUAUGCAUGAUACGUUACAGUUACCUUCUCACAGUCAAAAUUAUGAUCAAGGUGAGACUGAAGUCACACUUGGACACGUGAACUCUAUUUUCCAUUCUCCAUAAAUAACUAUCAUUGAACAUUAUUAAGUGGAACAAGUGUUGUAUGUUAUUAGAAAAUUAUUUGGUGGUGUUGUAUACUAUGAAUAACAGAUAUGUUACCUACAUCUUAAAUGAUAACUAUAAUAAUUAACUCUUGGUACCUUAAAUAUUUUUUUUCUUUAUGUAUUAUAUUAUAUAUUAUUGUAUUUUCUUAAAUAUUUAAAGGGUAUUUUAAAAUCUUAAAAAUAAAUCAAACACAAACAUUUGAAUGACUAAUCUCUGACAUUCUUAUUUAAGUGUCUUUGUUUCCAAUAGUAUGGAAAAAACAUUUUAUACUAUUUGUUAUAAUUUAUUAAUUGUUAAGUUAACUUCUAAUAAAAUUAUAUU